AUUGUCGCAACACUGAAAGUAUAGAAUAACUCUUCCCUCAACACUAUAACAGUAAAUAUUUCGAGGUAAAGUGGCGGUGAAUUAUAAAACACAAACACAAACGACGAAAUACAAUUUACUAUCUCAGGACAUGCAGCUAUUUACAGACUAAAUGCGUUUCCCUAAAGAAACUAUACAAAUACUGACUUAUAAAUCAUUUUAACAUAUUUAAAAAGGGGCCAUAUAACUGAAUAAUAACAUGAAUCUAUAGAAGUUUGACGGGCAAAACUCCAUGGAACGCUAAGCAAUGCGGACGAUACACUGCCGUGUACCCUGCUUACCUGCCUGCUCACAAGUGUGUGUGCUGACAUGUCUGGCGGUGUGGGGGACGAUGGGUGUAGUGCAGCAGCUGCUGCAGAGCCACAGGGUGAUGCUUGUAGGACAGGAGAGUUACCUGUGGAAGGCCUGGCACGAUUCCAUGGAUCCCAAGCUUCCACGUCCGCCAGCUAAUCCCAAAGUUGACUACCCAAAGGUUCAGGACGACACAGAGUACCCGACGUGGACUCCAAGACGGUUGCAGCAGCUGCUGGAGGAGCCCACCACCUCCUGCCGGCGACUGACCAGCCUCGGAGGAUCUUACCUGUGCGAAGACUGCCAUACCUGCCAAAGAGACGGCAACAAGUACAUCUGCUUCGAUCCCGACGUCAGACCUGUGCCGGGAAAUUGUCUAGUGUACUCCUUCGGUGUUGGGGGCGAAAUGUCGUGGGACAUAGCCAUGAGAAAUCUCAAUUGCUCUGUCUUUGCCUUUGACAUGACUCUCAUGGGUUGGGGCAACAGUAUGUUCGCUGAGGGCCUCCACUUCCUCGACCUGGGUCUCACAAGCUUCAAUUCUGAUGAUACCAUCAAUAUGACGGCGGCUGGAAACAGUGUCCAGCACUGGGAAUCGAGAAAGGCUUAUUUCCGCUCGCUGGAAACCAUUAGGGAUAUCCUGGGGCACAAGGAUCGGCCCAUUGACGUCCUCAAGAUGGACAUCGAAUUCAUGGAGUGGAAGGUGCUGGUUGACAUCCUCAGCACCCCAGAGAAGUUCACAGUUCUACAGGACGUCAGGCAAAUAGCCCUUGAGAUCCACUUGGACGGACUGAGAAACUCGACGGCCGCGGAGCGCGUGGAGGAAGCUAGGAAGGUGGAGGCAGUGCUAGAGGGCCUCCAUACCCAUGGAUUCCACCUCGUCCACACAGAGCUCAACACCGCACAGCAGGUACAUGCGGAGAUACGAGGGCAGGUGUUGCCCCUCUACCGCGAGUCCCUCUUCCUCCGUCGACUGUGACUGUCACGCAGUUGAUGCUGCUCUUCGUCCAUCAACUGUGACUAUUCUGCAGGUAUGAUGCUGCUCUAUCUUCCUCGACCGUGACUACCAUGCAGUUGUAAUGCUCCUCAUCCUCCGUCGACCAUAAUACUUCCAUCAAA
Messenger RNA from Cherax quadricarinatus, 1446 nucleotides. RefSeq lists its product as uncharacterized. The record is from RefSeq and is a predicted model, not a curated record. Lineage: Eukaryota; Metazoa; Arthropoda; Malacostraca; Decapoda; Parastacidae.